GCGGUGUACCCGGAGCGGCGGCCUUCGCCGGGGAAGCGGCGGUGUCUUCGAGGAAACCGGAAGCCCGUGGUGACCCCUGGCGACCCGUUUCCGAACGCUGGGGAAUCGAAACUCCGCGGCGCUGCGUAGCCUGACUUAGGGCUGUCAUGGAUACACUGGUAGAAGAUGAUAUCUGCAUUCUAAAUCAUGAAAAAGCCCAUAGGAGAGAUACAGUGACUCCAGUCUCAAUAUAUUCAGAUGAGUCUGUUGCUUCACAUUUUGCCCUUGUCACUGCAUAUGAAGACAUCAAAAAACGACUCAAGGAUUCAGAAAAAGAGAACUCUUUCCUAAAGAAAAGAAUAAGAUUUUUGGAAGAAAAGCUUACAGGUGCUUUAUUAGAUGAAGAAACAAGUUCUGUGGGACGAGAACAAGUAAAUAAGGCCUAUCAUGCAUAUCGAGAGGUUUGCAUUGAUAGAGAUAAUUUAAAGAGCAAAUUGGAUAAAAUGAAUAAAGACAACUCUGAAUCUUUGAAAGUAUUGAAUGAACAGCUGCAGUCUAAAGAAGUAGAACUCCUCCAGCUAAGAACAGAGGUGGAAACUCAGCAGGUGAUAAGGAAUUUAAAUCCACCUUCAUCAAACUGGGAGGUGGAAAAGUUGAGUUGUGACCUGAAGAUCCAUGGCUUGGAACAAGAACUAGAACUGAUGAAGAAAGAAUGUAAUAAUCUCAGAAUAGAGCUACAAAAAGCCAAACAAACGGAUCCAUCUCAGGAAGACAAUCUGCAGAGCAGAGAUCUCCAAAGACAAAGCAUUUCAAGUGAUGAUGUGCAAAAUGUAUACUGGGAGCUGAAGAGAGAAAUGUCUAAUUUACAUCUGGUGACUCAAGUACAGGUUGAAUUACUAAGAAAACUGAAAACCCCAACUGUGAUCAAGAAAGCGUGUGCCCCUGUAGGAUUCAUGGAAGACCAUGGGAAAGAAAGCACAAAACUGCACUUGACGAAUUUCACUGCAACAUACAGAAGACACCCCCCUCUCUCACCAAAUGGCAAAACUCUUUGUCAUACCACAUCUCCCCCUUUACCAGGAGAUGUAAAGAUUUUAUCAGAGAAAGCAAUUCUCCAAUCAUGGACAGAUAAUGAGAGACCUAUUCCUCAUGACUGUUCAAACUUUCAGGAACACUACUCGUAUGGCAGAAAUUCUCUGGAAGACAAUUCUUGGGUACUCCCAAGCCCUCCUAAAUCAAGUGAAACAGCAUUUGGGGAAACUAAAAAUAAAACUUUGCCUUUAGCCAUCCUGCCACCCCUGCAUAACUUGGAUCAACGUAAUCAAAACUGCCUUUAUAAGAAUUAAUUCUGAAGAGAUAUGUGACUUGGUCAUGAGGUUGCUGUACCUCCCGCAAGUAUUCUUGAGAAAUUAUUUAAUAAACUGAAAGCAGGUUUCGAUUAAACUUUUGCAGAGUUCUUCAAUGUACACAUUUGCACAUACUGUAACGUAUUAUGUAGUUGAUUUUCCAGUAUGAGAGCAACCCUCCAGCUUCACAUUCUGGCUAAGAAUCAGAUAUAUACUACUAAUAAAUUAAUAAACUUGAGGUGUUUCAAAAAGACAGUUCUGUCUUUGAUAAUGUUUGUACAUUUCUGCCUCACAUAAAGAAUGGAAUUGGAAGUUUUUAGAUAUGGUUUUACAAAGCAUGUGAAAUGUCUAAAUAGCUGUUCAUUAAAAAUAGAGGAGGCCAUUAAUAUAAGAGAAAAUUUAUAUAAGUUGCUUUAAGUUACAUAAGCAAAUGACAAUGCUAAUAGUUAACAUUUCCUGUUGAGAAAUAUAUGAAAAAUAUAAAUAGUGGGAUAACAGUAUGUAGGUUUUUCCAUCUCUAUAUGCUAUUGUGUUUCAAAAUUUAAAAUCAUUUUUAAUCACAAUGUUUUUGAUAAAGCUUAGAAUUGCAAUUUGAAUUUUAAGACUUGAAAUAACCUGACCAUAGAAGCCAACUUUAUCCCAGUACAUCUCCAGUCCUAAUUGAAAAGUGAUGAAAUAGUUGAAAGUCUAUGUAGUAUGUGAAUAACUAUUAUAAUCCAAUUAGAAGUAGAGCAUCACAAAGGUUUCAGUCUAAUCUAUCCCUUCAGGGUCCAUAAUGAAAAUCUAAAUGUGUAAUUUAUAAAGUAAUUUUCUUCAAAGCGUCUACAGUACACUCACUUAUUAUACAGAGCUGCUUAUAAAUUGUUAGAUUUUGGUUUGAAAUGUAAUGUGUUACUUAUUGAGUGAUUUUUAAUUAACUGAUUUAAGAAUUUUAAUUCUAGAAACCAAAUUCUGUACCAUAUUGAUAUCGUAUAAUUGCAAAAUGUCCUCAAACUUUUUUAUUCUAAGUGGCCUAUCAUUUAUAAACAAGAAAAUAACAAGGAUGGCUUCACAUGGAAACUUACAUCAAUUUUUCAGGGUUGCAGUAUUAAGAAUACUAGUAAUAAAAUGUAUUACUUGAUUUCAUACA
Messenger RNA from Myotis daubentonii (Daubenton's bat), 2454 nucleotides. RefSeq names its product 5-azacytidine induced 2 (gene AZI2). NCBI's taxonomy places the organism in Eukaryota, Metazoa, Chordata, Mammalia, Chiroptera, Vespertilionidae. The record is from RefSeq and is a predicted model, not a curated record. Gene Ontology annotation, cellular component: cytoplasm.